Callorhinus ursinus (northern fur seal) is the source of this 2613-nucleotide messenger RNA. NCBI's taxonomy places the organism in Eukaryota, Metazoa, Chordata, Mammalia, Carnivora, Otariidae. The record is from RefSeq and is a predicted model, not a curated record.
AAGCUGGAGAGAAAGGAAAGCUUUGGUCCUAAGAAGCUGCUUCCUGGCUGCAGCUGAGGGGGCCACGGCAUCCUAUGGCUCGGUCUGCCCUUCCCGCUGUCCCAGGUGGCCUCAGCCAUGCCCCUCUUCUGCCCCCUCUGCCUCGCAGCAGCUCCCGUUGGCUUCUGUUCCUUCCCUGCCCAAGCCCCAGAAAUCUGCUGCCUCUGUUGUGACUGGCCUCGGGGUCCCACGUGUGGACUCCUCCCACACCCCCGGCCUGGCCACUGGCGCCCACCACAUCCAGGAUCCAGUGGCCAGGGCGUGUGUUUCCUCCUCCUUCCUCCCCAGGCCUCCCUGCACCGGCCUGGGGACUUCUUGCCAGUGGCCUGAGCAGUGUGCCUGUCACAGCCACCUCCCUCCCUCCACACUUGGGAACAGGCAUGACUGGUGGGGCCUCUGCCUCCCUCAGCCCAGUGGCAGGCCAAAGGGGGCUUGAGGAGGGGCCUCCCUCUCAACACUUGGUCCACUGCAGAGCCCCACCCUGGCUGUGAGCCUCACCUGCUCCCACGCCAUUACCACCUCAAGUCCCCUGCGGGUGCUCCAGACAAGGAGACUGCCGGGGGUGGGGGGAGAGGACAGGCAGGCCUCGGGUCACUGCUGCCCAGCUGCAUCAACAGCUUCACCCUCCAACGGACUCGGGAGGGCCUGCGGUGGGCAGGCCGCAACCAGCAUCUUGGUUGCCUCCCUGUGCCCCUGGCAGGAGGCUGGGCCUCUGGGCACCGACUGCCGAGGCCUGGCAUGUCUCGCUCCGGAACGAGGUCUUUGGGACAAUGCUGCCCGCUUUCUGGCCAGGGAGGGCCUUCUUGUCUUUGCUCUGAGGGGCUGGGCUUCGCUCCCACUCCCAUGGUCCUGGGGCUGGGGCUGCUGCUCGGGCAGUCUCGUGCCCCCACCUUUCCUGUGGCUCAUCCUUCCUCAUUUGGUGGGGCAGGAUUGGUUCAGCUGGAGCCCACAUGGCUUGCCAGGUCAGGCCUCGCCUCUCUUCCUCCUUCCUGGCAGCUUCUGCUAAAGGCCUCUUGGAUAUUAUGGGUCAUUGUGCCCGUGAAACAUAUACCAUCUCCCCUUCCUCCUGGAAGACUAGUCUGUGAGAUGUGUGAGCCAGGCAGCAUGGAAAGUGCCCAAGGUCACGGGGGCGACACCGAGGUCCCAUCCUGAGUGCACCCUUCCCUUUCUUGGCUAAGCACGGCACGUGCAGGCACCUCUUGCCCACUCCCGAGCUCACUUUAGCCUCAUGAAGGGCAACCUGGUCCCUCGUGACACAGGUGGAGCUCUGCCCUGGAGAAGGGGACUUGCCACCUUGCUGGGAGUCGUCCUAGCUCAGCUGCCAAAUCCUGGCUCGCACUUCCUCCUCAUGCCUGUGAUGACACGUUCCUCCAGCCCACGGCCCAGCUUGUGGGGAGCCUGCGUGUGGCCUAGGAGCCUGCUUUCCAAUUUGUAAACACAGGGCGUGUGUCUCAGCAGCUGUGAGUGAGCGAGGGGGCGGCAGGCCGGCUGCACAGGUCCUGCGGCCUUAGGCCUCCUCGUUGCCCAACAGGCGGCUGGGGGCGGGCCACGGCCGCUGAUUAAAGGCCGCCUGGAGCAGCCUGUUUGGAGACAGGUGCCCAGCAGCCCAGGAAGCCGGCCAGCACCUGCCCCAGCUUUAGGCUUUGCUGUCCCCGUGAGCACAUCACCAUGUCCGAGGCACCCCGGGCCGAGACUUUCGUCUUCCUGGAUCUGGAAGCCACUGGGCUCCCCAGUAUAGAUCCCGAGGUGGCUGAGAUAUCCCUGUUUGCGGUGCACCGCUCCUCCCUGGAGAGCCCAGAUCGAGACGAGUCUGGUGCCCCUGUGCUGCCCCGGGUCCUGGACAAGCUCACGCUGUGCAUGAGUCCAGAGCGCCCUUUCACCGCCAAGGCCAGUGAGAUCACCGGCCUGAGCAGCGACAGCCUGGCGCGGUGCCGGAAGGCCGGCUUCGACGAUGCCGUGGUGCGGACGCUGCAGGCCUUCUUGAGCCGCCAGGAGGGCCCCAUCUGCCUCGUGGCCCACAACGGCUUUGAUUAUGACUUCCCCCUGCUGUGCACAGAGCUGCGGCGCCUGGGCGCCCACCUGCCCCCGGACACCGUCUGUCUGGAUACACUGCCUGCGCUGCGGAGCCUGGACCGUGCCCACAGCCAUGGCACCCGGGCCCAGGGCUGCAAGGGUUACAGCCUGGGCAGCCUCUUCCGCCGCUACUUCCAGGCAGAGCCAAGUGCAGCCCACUCAGCCGAGGGUGAUGUCCACACCCUGCUCAUGGUCUUCCUGCACCGCGCUACUGAGCUGCUUGGCUGGGCUGACGAGCAGGCCCGAAGCUGGGCCCGCAUCGAGCCCAUGUAUGUGCCAUCCGAUGGCCCGAGCCUUGAAUGGUCAGCGGCCCUGCACACUCGGCGCAUGGCCUCGCGAAUGCCCGAGGUGGAUUGUCCCUUCCCCAGCAAGCUCCCCUACUAUCUCUGCACCUCCUGUCACUUCCACUACCUGGCAAAACUGGGAGUCUUGGGAAGCGCUUGUUUAGCUGCCCUGGGCCUGACCCACGGGCAGGGUCCGCCACACAGGAUGACGGGGUGA